CCUACGGGUAUAUAAGGUUCUGGCACUGUUUCUCUGAACCUGCCUUACGAAACUGUAGCAAUGAAGAUGAAGUGGGCUGUUGUUCUGUGUGCUUUGGUCGCUCUUUCCGAGUGCCUCCACAGGGUUCCUCUGAGGAAGGGAAAGUCCGUUAGGAAGGCACUGGAAGAGAAGGGGCUGCUGGAAGACUUUUUACAGAGGUGCCCCUACAACCCAAGCGCCAAAUUCAACCCAAGUUUUGCAGUGCAAUCAGAUGAGUCCCUUAUGAAUGACAUGGACAUCUCCUACUAUGGGAUAAUUUCCAUUGGAACUCCUCCCCAGUCCUUCAAGGUCGUCUUUGACACUGGAUCUGCCAAUCUCUGGGUUCCUUCCAUCUACUGCAACAGCAACGCCUGCUCUAACCACAAUAAAUUCAACCCAAACCUAUCCUCCACCUACCGUUCUACCUCCCAGACCAUCGCCAUCCAGUACGGCACUGGCAGCAUGACUGGCAUCCUGGGAUACGACACUGUGACUGUUGCUGGCAUCGUUGACACCAACCAGAUCUUUGGCCUGAGCAAGACUGAGCCUGGCGAUUUCCUCUACUACUCUGUAUCUGAUGGGAUCCUGGGCCUGUCCUACCCAUCUAUAUCAGCCACUGGUGCCACCCCUGUGUUUGACAACAUGAUGGCUGAAGGUCUAGUUUCCCAGGACUUGUUCUCCUUCUACUUAAGCCGCGAUGGCCAGGAAGGCAGCCUGGUGACUUUCGGUGGCAUUGACCCAUCCUACUACACUGGACAAAUCUACUGGGUCCCCGUCACUUCUCAGACCUACUGGGAGACCACUAUGGAGAGCGUCACUAUUGAUGGUAAAGUGGUUGCCUGCACCUCUGGUUGCCGGGCUAUUGUGGACACUGGUACCGCUCGAGUUGUUGGCCCUACCAGUGACAUCAACAACAUUUUUGCUUAUGUUGGUUCAUACAGUCAGGGGAGCACAGAUUCGUUGAACUGCAAUAGCCUUGGAAGCAUGCCAGAUGUCACCUUCAGGAUCAACGGAUAUCAGUUCUCUCUGCCUCCAUCAGCUUACGUUUCCCAGGAGGGCUCGAGCUGCACUACUGGCUUUGGUCUGAACGGUAACAAUCAGCUCUGGAUCCUGGGGGAUGUCUUCAUCAGGGAGUGGUUCUCCAUCUUCGACAGAGGCAACAACAGAAUCGGACUGGCCAAGGCUGUGCAUUUGUAGAUGGUCAGCUAGUCCUUUAAGUGUUAUUGUCCAAAU
Messenger RNA from Polyodon spathula (Mississippi paddlefish), 1251 nucleotides. RefSeq names its product pepsin A-like. The transcript has 10 exons. Gene Ontology annotation, molecular function: aspartic-type endopeptidase activity. NCBI's taxonomy places the organism in Eukaryota, Metazoa, Chordata, Actinopteri, Acipenseriformes, Polyodontidae. Gene Ontology annotation, biological process: proteolysis. The coding region runs from base 61 to 1215 and encodes 384 amino acids. The record is from RefSeq and is a predicted model, not a curated record.